This is a messenger RNA of Neopelma chrysocephalum (saffron-crested tyrant-manakin), 765 nucleotides long. RefSeq lists its product as uncharacterized. The record is from RefSeq and is a predicted model, not a curated record. The coding region runs from base 91 to 765 and encodes 224 amino acids. Lineage: Eukaryota; Metazoa; Chordata; Aves; Passeriformes; Pipridae. The transcript has 2 exons.
GUUCGAGGGCACAGAGCCCCGGGUGCCACUCCCAGGAGAGCCCCUCCCUGCCGAGGCAGCAGCUCCAGGGCCCCUCUGUGGCACAGGAGGAUGGAGAUGCCCACGGGGAAGGCAGAGCCCAACUCCAAUCCAGCCCAGGGAAUGCCAAGCCCCUGGUUCCAGGAGGGAUGGGGGACAGUGGAGGAGGAGGAGGAGGAGGAGUGGGGAGCCUGCAGCCCCCGGGAGCUGUGCCAGGGGGAACGUGGCAGAGCCCCACUGCUGUCCCAAGGGCUGUGCCAGGGGAAAGCCAACGGAUACAAAGAUCUGUCCCAGUGGUCAGAACUAAUCGACCGGGAGAUGUCCCAGAUGGAAGAAUUCAUUGAGCAGCAGCCCUGCCCAAGGAAAGCCAGGAGACACCAGGAACUGUGCCAAGGGCAGGGCAAUGGACACAAAGAACUGUCCCAGUGGGAAGAAUUAAUCAACCAGGAGAUGUCCCAGAUGGAAGAAUACAUUGACCAACAGCUGUGCCAAGGGAAAGCCAAGAGACACCAGGAGCUGUGCCAAGGGCAGGUCAGUGGGUACAAAGAACUGUCCCAGUGGGAAGAAUUAAUCAACCAGGAGAUGUCCCAGAUGGAAGACUUCAUUGACCAAGAGCUGUGCCAAGGGAGAGCCAAGAGACACCAAGAGACAGCCAGAGCUGUGCCAAGGACAAGCCAAGAGACCCCAGGAGUGGUGCCAGGGGGAGGUCAGUGCACACAAAGAUCCCUCCCAGCCACCAGGAAAUAA